CUCGCUGCCACUUGGUCUCAUCUGUCCCGAGCCAAGCGUACUCGGUGCUACUUUUCGGGUGACUGUUAACUUUUUUUCUUUCUUUUAGUUAUUUUAGUCGCAGAAUGUAACUGGGGGUGAGCUUUUUCUGUUUUCAAGACUGAAAUCCGUUCGUCUUAGAACGCGUAGAAUUGUGCGUGAUCCUGCUGAUUGGGAAAUCUUGAGCCAUUGCUAAGUGCGUGAUGCCUGUGAACGGAGGCGGGCUGCUCUCCUUGGGCAGAUAUGCUACUCAAUAUUUCAAUAACCCUGUUAUGGAGGAAACGGUCUGGGAACAGUAUACAGUGACCCUGCAAAGGGAUCCAAAGAUGGGCUUCGGCAUCGCUGUAUCAGGAGGGCGAGACAAUCCAAAUGAGGAGAGUGGUGAGACAUCCAUAGUGGUGUCUGACGUCCUGCAGGGAGGACCAGCUGACGGCUUGUUGUUUGAGAAUGACCGAGUGGUGCAGGUGAAUGCUAUUCCCAUGGAUGGGGUCAUUCAUUCCUUCGCCGUGCAAACCCUCAGAAAGUGUGGAAAAGUUGCAAAAAUCAUUGUUAAGAGACCAAGAAAGGUUCCUGUAAAUCUCCUGAAUCGUCCUGCAUCACCUGAUGAUAGAGUUUUCAACAAUGAUUACGCUGAAGAUUACAACUACGACCAGGACGGCCGCAGUGUGUAUAGUAACAGGCAGGACCACAGCCUGGAGAGGGAGCAAGGUGGCUAUAUGGAUUCUGGCUACCAAACCCGUGAGCGUGAUUACGACCGGAACUAUGACCGACGAGAACGGGGCAGGAGUACAGACAGAGACCGGAGUCCCGACCAGCAAUACAGGAGAGACGGUAGCAGAGGUCGCACCUUGGACAGAGAACGUAGCCCCGACCGCCAUCAUAAGAGCGAUCACACACUCAACCGUGACUAUAGCCCGGACAGAAGGUACCGGAGCGAGCGCACUUUAGACCGAGACCACAGUCCUGAUCGGCGCUACCGGAGUGAGCGAGCUCUCGACCGUGACUAUAGCCCAGAUCGACGCUAUCGUAGCGACCGUGCACUAGACCGGCCAAACAGCCCUGACCAGCGUUACAGACGGGACAGUCAUAGCCCGGGACGCAACCACGGACGUAACCACAGCUUCGAGCGAGGACGAGAACGAAAUCCUAGUGACUCGAGGAAAUAUGAUGAGCCUAUUAAGAAAGGGGGUAGCAGGGAUCGGUUGGAGCGUUCACCAUCACCUGCCGCCAUGCCCAUCCCUAUGCCACGUCCUGCUCGUGAACUGGAGCCACUGGAGAAACCUCUGAAUGUUCUGCUGCUGAAGAAUCGGCCUAACGAAGAGUAUGGCCUUCGACUGGGCAGUCAGCUCUUUAUCAAAGAGAUGACCAGCACAGGGCUUGCCAGCAGAGAUGGGAACCUUCAAGAGGGGGACAUAAUUCUCAAGAUCAACGGAACAGCGACUGAAAACCUGUCUCUCAGCGACGCAGGGAGGCUGAUCGAGAAGUCUCGUGGGAAGCUGCAGCUGGUGGUCCAGAGAGACAGGCAGCAAGUGCUGAUCCGAGUCCCCCCGAUGGUCGACAGCGACUCAGAGCUUGAUGAUAUUUCUGAGAUCGAGUCAUAUCGCUCUUACUCGCCACAAGAUGAAAGACGAGGCCAUCAUUCGGAUCUGUCUUCGCACUCAUCCAAUGAGCGGCUUCGAGAGAAACCAAGAGAGGAUCCACCUAAUAGGCUGGCCAAAAUGGGUGCUAUGCCAACCCCAUUCAAAGGUCUUGAGCGAGCUGUGGAAGACACGCCCCCGCCGCCUCCUGAGAGAGCGGAGUCUCGUCCCCAAACCCCACCAAAAAUUGCAGUUGGCCCAAAGCUUCACGCUCCUCCCAAAGUUCCACUGAAGCCAACCAUCGAAGACCAGGAAGUAUACGGGCCAAACACAUUGAUGGUCCGUUUUCAGAAAGGAGAAAGUGUUGGUAUGAGACUUGCAGGAGGGAAUGAUGUCGGUAUCUUUAUUGCGGGAGUUCAAGAAGAUAGUGCAGCUGAACAGGAAGGUCUUCGUACUGGGGAUCAGCUUGUGAAGGUGAAUAACGUAGACUUUAGGGGUAUGGUCCGUGAGGAUGCAGUGCUUUAUCUCCUGGAGAUUCCCAAAGGAGAGGAUGUGACCAUUCUUGCACAGAGCAAACCAGAAGUAUAUAAAGACAUUUUAGCAUCUGGCAGAGGUGACUCGUUUUUCAUUAGGACCCACUUUGAGUAUGAGAAAGAGGGUCCUCAGAGUCUCCCUUUCACCAGAGGCGAAAUCUUCAAAGUUACUGACACACUCUACGAUGGCAAGCUGGGAAACUGGCUGGCGGUCCGUACAAACAAAGAAAACCAGUUGCUGGAGAAGGGCAUCAUUCCCAAUAAAAGCAGAGCCGAGCAAAUGGCUAACGUCCAGAAUGCUGCACGAGCUGCAUCAGGUAACGACAGAGGAGACUUCUGGAGGCUUCGAGGACAAAGAGCAGCUAAGAAAAAAGAUCUUCGCAAGAGUCGAGAGGAUCUGAGUGCAGCGCCAGUCACGACACGAUUUCCAGCCUAUGAAAGAGUUGUCCUGCGUGAAGCUGGCUUCAGAAGACCCGUGGUCAUAUUUGGGCCCAUCUCUGACGCUGUGAAUGAAAAACUGGCUAACGACAUGCCUAAUGAGUUCAUCGUUGCUAAAACCGAGCCAAAGGAUGCAGGAAGCGAGAAAUCAUCUGGGGUUGUGCGACUUAACACAAUUCGCCAAAUCAUUGAACAGAACUGUCACGCGCUGCUGGAUGUGACUCCCAAAGCUGUCGACACCUUGAAUUACACCCAGUGGUAUCCCAUCGUCAUUUUCCUGAAUCCAGACAGCAAGCAAGGAGUCAAGACCAUGAGGAACCGCCUUUUGCCUGGAUCCACCCGCAGUGCACGCAAACUUUACGAGCAGGCCAUUAAGCUGAGAAAGACAUACUCACACCUCUUCACUGACACAAUCGACCUAAACUCGGCCAACGACGCAUGGUAUGGCAGCGUGAAAGAUUCAAUUCGGGAGCAGCAAGACAGAGCUGUGUGGGUGUGCGAGGGCAAGUUGGAUGGUUCAGAGGAGGAUCUAGAUCUCCAUGAUGACCGAAUGUCCUACUUGUCAGCGAUGAGCGCAGACUACCUAAGCAUGGACAGCCGUCUGACCAGCGAUUACGACGACACAGCUGAUGAAGGCGGGGCUUACACCGACAACGAGCUGGACGAACCAAUGGAUGAACCUCAGCCCGUGUCAGCCAUCAGUCGGUCGUCAGAACCUGUGCUGCCUGACGAGAAGCCCCACCCUGAACCCCGGAAUCGUACGAAAAGAUCAGGCAGCAGAGAAAGGUCGAAUAGAGAGCCCAGUCCUCCCCCUGCUUUUGUCCCUGAACCUCCGAAGGUGCGUGCUCAGACUCAAACUCGGACUGACUCAUCACGCAGCUAUGACUCACACUCCAGCAGCACAGUCAGCAGCGAUGCAGUGGGUGGGAACAAGCCACUGCCCCCUCCAGUGGCCCUGAAGCCCACAGUCGGCCGGCUCAGCCAGAUGUCAGACGAGCAAACCCUGGAGAAGAAGGAGGAGGAGGACCCUGCCAACAAAUCCUUCCUGGGCAAGAUUAAAGCCUUUGAGAAGAUGGACCACCUAGCCAGAGCUCAGAGGAUCCUCGAAUUGCAGGAGGCAGAAAACGCUCGGUUGGAAAUCGCCCAGAAGCACCCGGACAUCUAUGCAAUCCCAGUCAAAGUGCCCAAACCCAAUCUCAACCGUCCUCAGCCAAUAGGUUCCAGCUCCAACCCGGAGCCGCAGACUCCAUCCAGGCAGCAGUACUCGGAGAGCAGAGCCCACGAAGCCGACGAGGCCGAGUACCGCAGGCAAUUGGCCGACCACACCAAGAGAGGGUACUAUAACCCCCAGAAAUACAAGGACACCGAGUUGUAGUCUAAAAAAGGAGCCAUUGAAAUCAUGAUUCCACACUGCUUCUGCUGUCUGUGUGACAAAACGCGCUGCAACUGGCCUGGUUAAAAAGCGACCUACACAUGAUGAUUUUUGUGGCUUACACUUGCUGGGGCAUGUCAAGUUCAGGCACAUUGUGUGUGUUGAUCAGCCAGGUGAACCACAUACAUACACCCACACACACCUUUGACCUGUCCUUUAUUAUUCAUCACUUCUCUCUGUGUAUGUAUAUAUUAUUUUAGCGUUCCUCUCAUAUAAUUACUUCAGGUAAGAGUCAAGCAUCUGCUUUUGUAACUGUUUGAGCCUGGUGAUACACAAACCACUCCCAGGACAAGAAAUAGUUUCUUCAUAUAGUUAGUCAAUGGGUUUUCCCCAUUUUUUUUAAAUAUAUUGUAUGGAAAUCCAAGUUAAGAAAUUAGGUGUUUUGUCUCAUGUCGUAAAAUCAGAGCUAUUGUUUGAUUGUCUUUUCAAUGCUACCAUGAAUAGCAGCGCUCAUCCACAUACCAUGAGAAUAAGGUCAGAUGUGCGAUUUUUUUUUUUUUGUGUGUACCUCUACCCAACUUUAGAUUGGAGAACACUGUGUACUGGCGAGAAAUAGCACAUGUUCAAGUGCCUUGUCUUGAAGAAAUCUUAUCGAUCAAUCGUACGUACAGUGUUUGCAGAUAAGGAAUUGAACAUCAGAAACUCGAAAAGGUCAGAACAGAGAAAAUUCGAGUAGUUUGUGGCAACUUUUUGUUUUUCACAUCUACUUCGGUUUUUGUGGAAGCAAUGAAAAACUAAUAAGACAAAUAUGGGGGAAGAGUCUCUUAAAAACAUUUAUAGGUUCAAGGUCACAGAGGUAAAAGAUGACAAAAACACUGAAAUAUCUUAAAUAUUAUUUUUCUUUGGGGGAAAAAAAAUGCUAUUUCUGGUGCCAGUGGAAUUACAAGUACUGUAUGCUGAAACGCAGAUUUGAUCAUCCAGGUCAAAGUAACAUUUGCAUUGGAUAUCUGGGAACAGCAUUUAUAUUCUGUCGUCUAGCUUCUUGCAACCAGAGACGAUUAUGUAGAUUUUAUAAAGUAUAUAUUCUCUUACGUCAAAUCAAUCAAUGGCAUGUGAUGAAGACAAUCAUGACGGUUUGUUAGUUUCUUUUAAAUGUAUGUUUUUUUUUCUUUUUUUAGUUUGUGCUGUCAACUCUGGGGGAUUUCAAAUAAAUAUUUUUUUUACGUUAAAUAUA
This is a messenger RNA of Syngnathus typhle (broad-nosed pipefish), 5172 nucleotides long. RefSeq names its product tight junction protein 2a (zona occludens 2) (gene tjp2a). Gene Ontology annotation, biological process: positive regulation of blood-brain barrier permeability; establishment of endothelial intestinal barrier; cell-cell junction organization. The coding region runs from base 222 to 3941 and encodes 1239 amino acids. Gene Ontology annotation, cellular component: bicellular tight junction; plasma membrane. Gene Ontology annotation, molecular function: cell adhesion molecule binding. NCBI's taxonomy places the organism in Eukaryota, Metazoa, Chordata, Actinopteri, Syngnathiformes, Syngnathidae. The transcript is spliced from 24 exons. The record is from RefSeq and is a predicted model, not a curated record.